CUUUGUCUUUCUCUUUCUCUUUUCUGCAUCAAUCCAUUCUAUUUCUUUUCGCUUUCCCUCAUAUCUCACAGUCAGACCGGCAAACUCAACCACACUCUUUUGUACUAAAUACCGCACCCGUUCAAGAACGACCUUCGACCACCAUCCCCAGCACACCCCCCCCCGGUCACUUGACAACCACCAGAACGACAGCAACCACCACAACAAUCCACCAUGCGUCUCUCGACCGCCCUCCCCCUCGUCCUCCUCCCCGCUCUUACCCUCGCCCACAAUGACCCCCUCCGCCCAGCACACCACAGAAGACAGCUCGCACGACACGGGCAUGUAGCUUAUGGCAAGCGAGUCCCGGCCUUUGAUGACAUUUUUGGUGGUGGCAGCACUUCUAGCAGCGACGCGGCCACAUCGACAGCGUCCGACGAUGGAAAGUCAACAUCAGGGGCCGCCGCCGCGAUUUCAGCCGUAGCGUCAACCUCGGAGGCAGCCACGACGACCAACAAGGCCGAGGCGUCGACGUCGACAGCUGAUACUUCCUCGACAGCUUCCGGAACAUCUCAAGCUGCGACGAGCACGGUCAAUCCAAGCAGUGCAGGAAAGUCUUCCGCUGCUACCUCUGCAACCGGCAGCUCUAGCGCCUCUGCUUCGGCAUCUGCAUCAGCCUCGAGGUCGGGUUCAACUUCGGGCGCUGGUUCUACCCCUGCUUCGAGCCCCUCCACUUCUUCUUCCCAGUCCACUUCGUCCAGUCCCUCAAAGGUCACCGAGAACACCUCGGGAUCUUCUUCUCCCACCACCUCCGCCGCCCGAUCCGUCCAAUACACCACCGACUCUUCCGGUCAGACCCAGAUGAUUACGGUCGUCCUGACCGAAUCUGCCGCCGACGACGACGACUCCUCUACUGCGAAUGCUGCUGCUACUGCCUCGUCUACCGCGGCGACGAAAAAGGAUGACGGCUCGCUGUCUACUGGUGCGAUCAUUGGUAUCUGUGUCGGUGUCGGUGUUGCCGUGUUGGCCUUGAUUGGACUUGCACUUUGCAGAAUGAGGAGGCGAAGCUCGGACGAGGACGAGGCUAUUCGAUGGCCUGAAUUGAACCGUCACGGCGACUCUGAUGUCCACCACGCCCUUCCUGCCCGCGAGACUGGUCAACACGGCUUUGAAACCAGCGGCAUGUCUCGCCCCCUCUCUUCCGGUUCUUCCAUUCACUACGCAGACUACCCCGCCGAGUACGGCUCCGCUGGCGGAGACUAUCUCGGAACACCCAUGCCCCAUACCCCUGUCCCCAUGGCUCUCGGCGGCUCCAACUUUGGCGCGGGCUCGACUUUGGAAGACGAGUACGAUGAAAAGUACUCUCCUGCUCAUCUUGACCACUCGGCCACCCACCUUGCCGGCGGUCCCCCUAGCCCCAACCCCGACAGUCUCAACGAACACGACAACUACUCAUCCUUGCCCCCUCCUGUCCAGCCGACUCCUGACGGUCUCGGUAUGGGCAAUAUGAUGUACGGCCAGGGGCACCCCAGCCCAAACCCGAGCGAGCACGCGAUGCUGGACAAUGAGGAUGUCUACGGCGGGAUGGGAGCGCAGAGUGUACAGAUGACCCAGAUGGGUGCAAGGGGAGGGGUCACAUACCCACAUGCCGCCCUUACUUCCCCCGUGCCAGAGUAUGGCAUGGAAUACCCUGACUACCCUCGAGGUGGUUAUUAGGUUGGAAUGAACAGGGGGUUUGAAUGUUUCUUGCCGAAACAUGUUUCGAGUUGUUGCUGAGCAACGCUUUCUAUAUCUCUUCUAUGUGUUCACUUCUUGAAGGAGAGCCGUGUAUAUACCGAUUACUCGAGUUGAUGCUGUGAGGAAUAAUAGUCCCCUUCUCAUAUCACUUUUGACAAGCUCGGACCUGAUUCAAGUAGUAAAGUACAAGGUACUCUGAAAUAACGAUACAAGGGAUCUUUACCGUAUAUAUGUAUACCCUGCCUAUGACUUGCAUCAUUUCCGUUUUUGGCUCUUCCUUUCCUUUUUCCCUUAUCCCGUUGAUCAAUCUAUGUGCGCGAAAUGAGUAAUGGUAACAGUCAACAGUUAUACUCUAUUGUACAUCCAG
This is a messenger RNA of Cryptococcus amylolentus CBS 6039, 2083 nucleotides long. RefSeq lists its product as hypothetical. The transcript is spliced from 4 exons. NCBI's taxonomy places the organism in Eukaryota, Fungi, Basidiomycota, Tremellomycetes, Tremellales, Cryptococcaceae. The record is from RefSeq and is a predicted model, not a curated record. Bases 214 to 1695 code for a protein of 493 amino acids.